This is a messenger RNA of Micropterus salmoides (largemouth bass), 1202 nucleotides long. It is a transcript of the gene bphl, whose product is annotated as biphenyl hydrolase like. Lineage: Eukaryota; Metazoa; Chordata; Actinopteri; Centrarchiformes; Centrarchidae. The transcript is spliced from 7 exons. The record is from RefSeq and is a predicted model, not a curated record. The coding region runs from base 150 to 1004 and encodes 284 amino acids.
GUGCCAAACUGACUGCAGCUUCCUGGACCCCCUAAAAAACGUGCAGUGCAGGAUUAUACUGAUCUGCAGUCAGAAAGAUACUUUGAAAGAAACAAACUUUGUUCAAUCUUUAACCACACGAAAUAGACCUGUGUGUGGACGUCUGAGAAAUGACGUUGGUUUUACUCGGAGGACGUUUCUUCAAAUGCAGAACUGUCAUGAAUAGAGCCAUAACAGCGAUCCAGCCGUACUGCUCUUCAGUGGCCUCAGGCAGGCAGCAUGUUAAUGGAGUGGAUCUGUACUACGAGCAGACAGGCAGAGGGAAACACGCUGUGCUGUUGAUUCCUGGCGCUCUGGGAAGCACUCGGACUGAUUUCGGACCUCAGCUGAAGUCUCUGAAUAAGGAACGCUUCACUGUAGUGGGCUGGGACCCCCGUGGUUAUGGACAAUCCCGCCCUCCAGACAGAGACUUCCCCCCUGAAUUCUUUGAGAGGGAUGCAAAGGAUGCAGUCGAUCUGAUGAAGGCAUUAGGCUUUAGCAAGUUCUCUCUGCUUGGGUGGAGUGACGGAGGAAUCACAGCUCUGAUUGCAGCAGCGAAGAACCCCGAUCUGAUCGGCAAGAUGGUUGUAUGGGGAUCCAAUGCCUUUAUUUCCCAGCACGACCUUGAGCUUUACGAUGCGGUGCGUGAUGUCUCCAAGUGGAGUGCGAGGAUGAGGCAGCCCAUGGAGGAGGUGUAUGGAGCAGAAGUCUUUGCUAAAACCUGGGAGGCCUGGGUGGAUGGGGUCGCACAUUUUGCAAAAAGACCAGAAGGGAGUAUCUGCAUGGAGCUUCUGCCCCACAUCAGCUGUCCAACCCUCAUCAUUCAUGGAGAGAAAGACCCCAUGGUGCCCAGCUUCCACCCACAGUGUCUCCUCGAACACAUCAAGGGAUCGCGAUUACACCUGAUGCCAGAGGGCAAACACAAUCUCCACCUGAGAUAUGCUGCUGAAUUCAACAAACUGGUGGAAGACUUUCUGGAUGAUUGAAGCAUCAAUUAACACGGUGAAAUAACGACUGAUCAUUUUGUGAAGAAAAAAACAAAACAGACUGACUAAUAGUCUAGUUUAUUGCAAAUAUUUCCACUAAGAAAUUCAAUUAUUUAACCUUGUUUAUCAAUUACUGUAUAUUGUACUUUCUUUAUCUCAAUGUUAUUUUGUUCUAUAAUUAAAUAUUUUCUGAAGUAA